Molecule: messenger RNA, 3031 nt
Organism: Hippoglossus stenolepis (Pacific halibut)
Lineage: Eukaryota; Metazoa; Chordata; Actinopteri; Pleuronectiformes; Pleuronectidae
Product: SR-related and CTD-associated factor 4
Exons: 18
Coding region: 200-2440 (746 amino acids)
Biological process (GO): negative regulation of termination of RNA polymerase II transcription, poly(A)-coupled
Cellular component (GO): nucleus
Molecular function (GO): RNA polymerase II C-terminal domain phosphoserine binding; RNA binding
Source: RefSeq, a predicted model, not a curated record
GCACGGGGUGGAGCCCGCAGAAGCUAGCAGAAGCUAUUAGCUUAGCGGGCUAGCUGCGCGGCCGCCUCGACGUCAGUUCUGAGCGUUUCCACGACGCCGCUUGUUUUGUCUCUAGCUUCGCGACUCGACACAGGUAUGAUCAGAUAGAGGAACAGCACACGCACGUUCUUCAAGCUGGUUUACGACGCGACAAGCCACCAUGGAUGCAGUGAAGGCGUUCAACAUGGAGUUGUUCUCCAUGAUCGACUUGAAGCCCCCGAUAUCCCGAGCUAAAAUGAUGUCUGUAACAAAAUCAGCCAUCAAAGCUAUCAAGUUUUACAAACAUGUUGUCCAGAUUGUUGAGAAGUUCAUCAAGAAGUGCAAGCCCGACUUGAAAGUCCCCGGUCUAUAUGUGGUUGAUUCCAUUGUUCGACAGUCACGGCAUCAGUUUGGGGUUGACAAGGAUGUUUUUGCGGCCAGAUUCUUGAAAAACUUCCAAGAUACCUUCCAAAAUCUUUACCGCUGCCCAGAGGAUGAUAAGAGCAAAAUUCUCCGUGUCCUGAACCUGUGGCAGAAGAACGGUGUGUUCGAUAUGGACAUUAUUCAGCCUCUGAUGGAUAUGGCUAAUGAAGCCAUUGUAGCUCCUCCUGCACUGAGAGUUUCCACUGACCCCCAACCAGAGAUCCAGCCUCCUAUCACUCUUGCCUCAGCUUUGACCGCUGUGCCCCAGCUACCCACUCCUGAUGCCUUAGCUGCUGUGGCACAGCUGUUUCAGUCCCCCCACGGGCAGGAGCUGCAGAGGAUGCUCCAGAACUUCCAGCAGGCAGAUAAGACCCUUGGGGCCGCCAUAGCAAACAACGUACCAGACCCUGUCCAAAUGCCUGUGGCCCAGCUCAACCCGUACAGUGCACACACAGAAAAGAAGAGCUCAUUGGCUGAGAAACUCCUUGAUCGUUUUGACUAUGAUGAUGAACCUGAGGAUAUAACUCCCAAAGAACUGAGUUCCCAGUCCCAAUACACAACUGAAAAGGUGUUCAACCAGUUUCCUGGUCAGAUGUCCAACACAGAGAAUGCUUAUCCACAUAUGAUGGGACAGACCGAUGGGAUCGAGCAUGAUGGAGGAAUGAGUCAUGGUGAAUAUCAUAUGUUGUCAGAUGGAUACCAUUCCAUAGACGAGGCUUAUUCCCAAUCAAGGCGAAAUUCAAGAGAAGACCCGAAUAUGAGGCGAGAGGGUAGACAGAGGGGCUUCGGCAGAAGAUCUGGUUCCAGAUCCCCCAGGAGAAGAAGAUCAAGAUCUACGUCCCGCUCAAGAAGGUCAAGGCAUAGACGCUCUCAUUCUCGCUCCAGAGAACAGCGGGUGAGAUCACGUUCUCAAGACAGGAAUGAAAGAGAGAAGGACAGGGAGCGCAGGCAGAAAGGUCUUCCCACCAUAAAAGGCCAGACACUAAGCGUUUGUAGCACCACACUUUGGGUUGGACAACUAGACAAGAAAACGCAGCAGUCUGACGUGAUGUCCCUUUUGGAAGAGUUUGGUCAGAUUGAGUCCAUCAAUAUGAUUCCCCCGAGAGGUUGUGCCUAUAUUGUUAUGGUUCACAGACAAGAUGCCAAUACAGCUUUGAACAAGCUCAGUAAGGGGUCAUACAAAGUCAAUCAGAAACCAGUUAAGAUUGCUUGGGCUUUGAACAAAGGUAUAAAAUCAGCACACAAAAAGUUCUGGGAUGUGGAGCGGGGGGUUACCUACAUUCCCUGGAGCAAGGCCAAAGUCGAUGAGUUGGAGAGCUAUCGAGAAGGGGGCAUGCUGGACACAGAGACACUAAAUCCAGAGUGGACUAAUGCCAAGGACCUCAAUAUGCCGGUGGCUGUAAAUGGAGCAUUGGAGAGUGUGCCAGCAGAUGGAAUGGUCACUGCUCACAUUCAGGCGCCUGCGGUUCAACAGGUAGCACCCAUCCGAAGUCCACCUGCUUUUCCUGCCCCCAUCAUGCUGUCCCCUACAGGCAUGCCUCCAGGAGGAGCACCAUUCAUCCCCACUGAAUAUGACCAUAAAAACCUGGCACCAGCAGGAAGUGUAAAACCUCUGGAGGACUCCACCAUAGAAUCAAAAAAAGACAAAGGCCCACCAUCAGAUGCAGGCAGCGACCAUCAGCUGGGCUCGCCUGGGGCACCAGUGAUGAACCUGCCCGGCCCAGCAGUCAUGCAGGGUCCCAGGCCGGGCAUGCCGCCUCUGCAGCCUCCUCCCGGAAUGCCCCCGUUCCUCUCGCCUCCAAACCUGCCGCACAUGCCCCCGCAGAUGAUGUUCCCACCUGAGCGGUUCAGAAUGCCCAUGCCCUUCGCUCCUCGUGGGCCUCCUUUCCUUCGACAUCCCUCUAUGGGACCAGAGGGCAUGGACAACCGGGAAGGAGGGCACUUCAGGAAUGGGAGGCCAGGAUUCGGGUGCCCACCUUUCCACAGAGGGAGGUGGUAGAGGUGGGGCUCGGACCUGCGGGGAGAGGACGCUGACAGAUUCUAGGACAUGUGGUUCAACUGAUGUGAAAACUUUAUUUUACACCACCAGAACCUUUUUUGUAGCUAAAAACAAACCACGAAAAACAAAGACUGGGUGUUCUGAAUGUAGUCGCCGCUCCUCUGAGUUCAACAGAGAAGAGACUUUGCUGUAAAUACUGUACGUGCUUGUAGCUGUUGAAUAUCCUUUUUGUAUAUUUGAAGUUGUGUAGUUAAAAUCCAUAAUAAUGAUAGUUUGAAGUUAAAAAAAACAAAACAAGCCAAUCUGUAUUUUUGAGCUUAUUCCCUCACCUGAGUUUUUGUGUACGGAAGAAGAUUAUGAAAAUCUAUAAUUCACACCUUUUUUGGUAAUUUGUUUUUAGUAAAAAAAACAAAAUAAUGCUUUGUACACACUGAUAUUUAAUUAUUCACCAGAAAUGUCUGAUUUCAUUUGAAGCAGGGAAUUUCAUGUCCUGCCAGUAGAGGGAGGAGUAAUGCCUGUUACCAUGGCAAACCUCUGUUGUACAUUAAAAUCACAUGAAGUGAAUAUUAAAAAAGAGGGACUACCAUUUGA